GCUAGAGCUUGCUAUCAUAUUGGAUUCUCAUCAGCACAGGGAGGAAGUGCAGAUCCACCUACGGACGAGGAUGGCAAAAUUUGUGGCAAUUUGUUUGAUGAUGGUUGGGUUGAUGUUGGUGGCUUCCAUCGAUGCAAUGCCGGCAUCACCGGAUGCCGAUGCGACGAUUACCAAACAGGAGCAGGAAGUCAACCCGGAUGGAUCCUUUAGCUACGCAUUCGAAACAAGCAACGGCAUUAAAGCAAGCGCCUCCAGUUCCGAUGGAGCAAAAAUUACCGGAGAGUAUUCCUACACCGGGCCGGAUGGGGUUCUCUACGUGGUGCGGUACGUGGCUGAUGAAACUGGAUUCCACCCGGAGGGCACCCACAUUCCGAAGUAAUUGCGGUACGAGCUAGAUUGAUAGUUUUUCAGGUGCAAUUUAGUCAAUUUGAUAGUGAAGUGUUUUUUGAAGUGUAGAUGUAUAAGUACUUUGUGUUUACUGUGACUAAUCCGAAAAAGUUUACGAAUAAACUAAGUCCGAGAAGGGCACUAUAUUUUUGAUUAUUGUCAUCCUGAACAGAAAAUCCUAAAAUCAAAUCACUAGGGGCUUAUUCUAGAAAGAUCUUCCCCACGAUAUUUGGAAACUUGACUAACA
Messenger RNA from Armigeres subalbatus, 634 nucleotides. RefSeq names its product cuticle protein CP14.6-like. Gene Ontology annotation, molecular function: structural constituent of chitin-based larval cuticle. The record is from RefSeq and is a predicted model, not a curated record. Gene Ontology annotation, cellular component: chitin-based extracellular matrix. The transcript has 2 exons. Bases 71 to 379 code for a protein of 102 amino acids. Lineage: Eukaryota; Metazoa; Arthropoda; Insecta; Diptera; Culicidae.